UUUUAUCGACGCUCUCGGGAAAUCAGUGCGCAGUCCGUCGCAACGAUGUCGGCGAAGCUGAAGGCGAUGUUCAAGAAGCAGAUUUCCCCGUCCAUGGGACCGGCGCUGGGCCAGCUCGAGAGGCACGACGAGAGCGCCGACGGGAGGAUUCGAACGCAGGAGCUCAGGAGGAGCGCGAGCGAGAAUGCUGCCGGCGGCGAGAUCCUCACGCUCAGGAGGAGCAACGGUUACAGGAGACGUCAGAGAAGCUCGUUGGGGGUGCUCGAGGACAUGAUACUAUGCCCGAUAUGCAAGAAGAAGCUGCAGUCGCCGAAGAUGCUGGAUUGCCAGCACACGUUCUGCAGAAAGUGUCUCGAAAUCAAGUUGGAGGAGUCGUCGAUAAGCGACGACUCGGAAAAAAUUCUGAGCUGCCCCGUCUGCAGUUCGACGACGAGGCUGAGCACGUCCCCGGAAAAGCUGCCGACGAAUCUGAGCGUCGAGCGGGUCCUGCGGGCUGUCGAGAACGGCUCGUUCGUCGCUCGAGUUCCGGACAAAGCCAACAGUCUCGUGGUCAACUUCGCGCCUCUAAUCGGCAGAAAGAGGGAAGAGGAGAAGGCCAAGUGCGCCAAGUGCCUGACCGGCUGCGAGCUAUCCGCCGACAGGUGCCGGCAUUGCGACCUGGUUUUCUGUAACGUCUGUCAGACCCAACACGUCGCUCAGCUGAAGGACCAGCUCAAAACAAUAAUCGACCAGCUGCAGAGCAGCAUCAACAAACUCGAGCAUCGGGUCGUCGAAUUCAAGGACAAAACGGAGAGCAUGAAAGACGCCAUCGGUAAGGAGUACGAGGCCAAGUUGGCCGCGCUAACGGAGGAGAAGAACAGCAAGCUCGCGUCGGUGGAGGAGCUGUGGGCGAAGGCCGAGGACUCGGCGAGGGUCUUGAAGAAGCUCAUGCAGAACUCGCAGGCCGAGCUAGCCAGGCAAAAGGACGUCGGCUUCGAUGUCAUCGCCGACAACGGCGAGAAGGUGAGCACCUUCCUGUAUCUGCACAAGAAAGCCACGGAGACGAUAUCGAAAGGCUUGGCGUGGCAGUCGACGCUGCCCGACGGUGUCGAGGUGAGGCUGCGCGACAAGGACAGCCGAGCUGCAGCCGGCAGACCGAAGCUGCUGAACUUGCGAAACGCGGACUUGCAGCGCCCGUCGGGUCUGGCGAUCGACUCCCGCAGGGGCGACAUCUACGUGGCCUGUCCGGGCAGCAGUCAAGUCGUCGUGCUGGACCGGCUUUAUCGACUCGUUCGCAGAAUCCAGAACCAGGGCAUGAUGGCACCGCAGGGCGUCACCUUCGUCGAGAGUCGGCAAGAGCUUUUCGUCACAGACAAAUGGAAGCACAGGAUAUUCGUGUACAACCGCAAGGGCCAGCUGAUCCGCAACAUCGGCAGCGAGAAGGGCUCCGGCGAGCUGCGGUUCCACUCGCCCUGGGGCAUCGCCUGUCUUCAGUCUCGCGACUGGCUCUACGUCGCGGACAUGCGCAACGACCGCAUCCAGAUCCUCGGGGCCGACGGCACCUACAAGGGCACCAUAGCUCCGAGCAGGAGGUUGUCGGGCUCGGAGCUGGUCGGCAGGAGGAUACCCGCGAUACUCGGAGUGCACGAGUUUAACGAGCCCACGGAUGUCGCGGUUUCCGACGCCGCUAUAGUCGUCGCCGACUCCGGCAAUCAUAAGAUCAAGGUUUUCAGCCACAGGGGACAACUGAUGUUCACGAUCGGCGGCUUCGGAAUAUUCAGAGGCCUGCUAAAGUCGCCGGAAGUGGUGGAGCUCGACGCGCAGGGCAACAUCUUCGUGGGCGACUCGGAUAACAAACGCGUCCAGGUCUUCACGUCCCAGGGCGAGUUUCUGCGCGUCCUCGGCAGCCAAGGCUCCAACGUCCCUCACUUCGGCUGGAUAUCCGGCCUGCUGUGUUUGCCGAGCUCCGGCGACCUUCUCGUAGCCGACAGCGUCAACAACGCGCUCCAGUUGUUCUGAGAUCGCGACUAUAGUGCAGGUCGAUUUUGCAAGUUGGACGGUGGAAACCACUUCUCGAGCUGAAAACGAAACUCCCACGCGGCGAAAACGCAGCAAGGCGGUGCCUUGAAAAAUCGGCAAAGAAGAGCGGAGUGUGUCGAGUAUACUUGUACUCGGCUGCGUGCGACAGAUCCACUUUCGAGAGGGUCCUCGCCGGGCGAUUAUUUAUCUCAAUUUGUCACGAGCGCGUCCGGGCUUCGAGUGGUGGGGGACAUGCGGUGGGUUCAUUGAUUUAUAUCCGAUGCCUCGAGUGUUGCUCGUCGAGGGAUGUGGUUUGUUUGUUUUCCAUGCGAAUUUGUCGAGCUUUUGAGUUUUGAUUCGUGGGAAAUCUGUAUUUAUCUUUUUCUUUUUUUCAUUUAAUAAAAUAAAACACUUGUCAUAGUGUAAAACACUGCGGA
This is a messenger RNA of Nasonia vitripennis (jewel wasp), 2435 nucleotides long. RefSeq names its product tripartite motif-containing protein 3-like. Gene Ontology annotation, molecular function: protein binding. The coding region runs from base 46 to 1998 and encodes 650 amino acids. The transcript has 10 exons. The record is from RefSeq and is a predicted model, not a curated record. Lineage: Eukaryota; Metazoa; Arthropoda; Insecta; Hymenoptera; Pteromalidae. Gene Ontology annotation, cellular component: extracellular region.